Messenger RNA from Staurois parvus, 1885 nucleotides. NCBI's taxonomy places the organism in Eukaryota, Metazoa, Chordata, Amphibia, Anura, Ranidae. The record is from the annotation of a GenBank genome assembly.
GUUCCUCACUGUUUGAUGACUUGAACAACUUAGUUGAUGUUGAUGGCGAUUUAUUUCAAGAUGGAGAAUGCAGUAUCUUUGCAGACAAUUUUGAUAAUCUGGACUUUACUACAGACCUAAUGUCUUGGAAUGCUCACCAAUUAAAUGAGCAAUGUUUCACAGGUGAUUGGAACAAUCCAGAUCCCCUGUCUUGUGCAUCUUCCAGCUGUUCUGUUCAGUCUCCUUUGUCUGUUGAUUCACCACCCUCUUCAUCACAGUUUGUGCCGGAAGAGACUGAUAUUUCCUCCAGUGUUCAAAUGUCACCAGUCUCCUUAUACUCUGAAGCUUCUAGAAGUCCAGUUCACCAGAACAGUCUGACGAGAAUCUUGUAGUCGCAACACCCACUAAAAAUAAUGCACCAGUAAAGAAGAGAAAACUUCCACCUGUGGUGCCAAAGGCAGCUAUUCAGCCAAAAGCCAUUCUAAUUCCUAACACUGCAAAUAUCCAGCCCGCCUCAGGAACCACUGCUAAAACCAUUAUAUUUCAGCCACUUACAACACUGAUGUCAAAACAGCAGCCACUGAUUGCCAUUCAGCCAGCACCCCAAGCCGGACAAGUUGUACUUGCCCCGUCUGCAGUUGUUCAGCUCCCUACAUCUAGAAUUGUUGCAGCACAACCUGUCGUGGCUAUGAAUGGAGGAGCAGCGUCACUCACAGCGCCAUCUGUAAAUAUACUGCCACAGAUUGGACUUAACCAUGACAAGACAACACCAGUGAAAUCUUUUAUUCAUUCAUCAGUUCGAACUCCUGAAUGUGAAACAGAUAUGAAUGUUAUACGGAGGCAGCAAAGAAUGAUCAAAAAUCGCGAAUCUGCCUUCCAGUCUAGAAGAAAAAAGAAGGAAUAUAUGCAGGGUUUGGAACUGCGCCUGAGAGCAGCCUUAUCUGAGAAUGAGAGGCUUAAGAAAGAAAAUGGCUCUUUGCAAAAGCUGCUGGAGGAAGUUGUAUCAGAGAAUCAGAAACUUAAAGUGACUGCUCCAAAGAGGAGAGCUGUCUGCCUGAUGAUGGUGGCUGUAUUUUUAAUGCUGAAUUUCAACCCACUUAGCGUUUUAGAAUCCACUUCUGGAGAAUUUGACAUGGAGGUCAGGACAGUUAACCAUAAUAGACGCCUGCUUGAGUUUUCACCUGGUGAAGUCCAUAUGAAAAACAAGGAUAUCCCACAAAGUGAUUUCAGUUCUGGACAUUUCAUGUCAGCUGAAAAGGCACUGAUGAUUGUGAAAGAGGAGCCAUUACUCUACAUUCCUGCUUCUCCUCCUUGUCGGCCUCAAAUCAACCAAACAGAAACCCUUAGGUUAAACCAAGAGCUUCGAGGCUGGGUCCACAGACAUGAAGCGGAGAGAACAAAGACUAGGCGGACAAUCAGUACCCAUAAAGCUCAAGCAACACAGAAGCAAGAUGGCAAAGGUGAUGCAUCGCAACUUGUGACAAUGCAAUACACAGAUACAAGCUUAAAGAACUCAAAUGAGCUGCAGAUUUAUUAUUCCUCUCCAAGGAGCUACCAAGACUUUUUGGAAACCAUCCGCAGGAGGGGUGACACAUUUUAUAUUGUGUCUUUCCGUAGGGACCAUUUGCUGUUGCCAGCCACCAACCGAAAUAAGACCACCAGGCCAAAAAUGUCCAUCAUUUUGCCUUCCAUGAAUGUAAAUGAAAAUGUGAUUAAUGGUCAAGAAUAUGAAGUGAUGAUGCAAAUCGAUUGUGAAGUAAUGGACACCAGAAUUUUACAUGUUAAAUCUACAACUAUUCCUCCAUUCCUUCGAGAACAUCGAGAGAACCAAACCAAGUCAUUUUAUAGCUCUGCCUCAUCAAGCUCAGAACAAACACCAUCAGCUAAUCUCCUUUUUGGUAGCUGA